UUUUACCGUGGUUGAUGGAACGGGAAGUGAGGUUUUGUGAUUGACAAAUACUCGUUCUCAAGAUAUAACAUUAAGAAUGUAGGUAUUAAGUAGAUACAAUAAUAAUUAAUAUCGCAAUGAGUAGUGUAAGCGAUGAAUGUUUAAGGGAACUACUUGUUAAGAAAGAAACGGAGAAAAACGUAAGAGAAUCUUUGAGUUUGACUGAGGUAGGGCUUCAUUUGCCAACACGGACGGAGAAAAAGUGUGAAAGAGAACCAUUAACAACACCAUCUGCAACACAGAAUAUGGUUCCACAUGAUGCAUGCAGUGUUCCAUAUGAAGAAGUAGCAGAGCAAUUUAAAACUGAUUUAUGGCAUGGCCUGACUUGGAGAGAAGCCCAAAACCGUCUGUUAUUAUAUGGAUAUAAUGAGUUUGAAGUAAAACCAGAUGAUCCUUUAUGGAAGAAAUAUAUUGAACAGUUCAAGAAUCCCCUUAUAAUGCUGCUACUGGCCUCAGCUGUUGUCAGUAUUUGUAUGCAGCAGUUUGAUGAUGCUUUUAGCAUCACAGCUGCAAUUCUCAUUGUUGUCACCGUAGCAUUUGUUCAGGAGUAUAGAUCUGAGAAAUCUUUAGAAGAGCUUAAUAAACUGGUCCCUCCCACUUGUAACUGUUUGAGAGAGGGUCGAGUGGAGACAUUUCUAGCAAGAAACCUGGUACCUGGUGACAUUGUGUUGCUUAAUGUUGGAGACAGGGUUCCUGCUGACCUAAGACUCUUUGAAGCUGCUGACCUUGCCAUAGAUGAAAGUAGUUUCACAGGAGAGACUGAACCAGCAACUAAAGUGACGAGUAGUUUGAUAAAAACCAAUGGAAUUGCAAGUAAACAGAAUAUGGCAUUUAUGGGAACUCUUGUGCGUUGUGGAAAUGGCAGGGGUAUUGUCAUCAAUACAGGUGAAAAGUCAGAGUUUGGAGAAAUAUUUCAAAUGAUGCAAGCUGAAGAGGCUCCAAAGACGCCUUUACAGAAGAGCAUGGAUAUUCUUGGAAAGCAGCUUUCAUUAUACUCAUUUGGUAUUAUAGCUUUAAUUAUGUUGCUAGGAUGGAUACAGGGUAGACCCGUGAUGGAGAUGUUCAACAUUGGUGUGAGUCUGGCAGUUGCAGCCAUUCCUGAAGGACUUCCCAUUGUUGUGACAGUGACUUUAGCCCUUGGAGUGAUGCGAAUGGCUAAAAGAAAUGCUAUCAUCAAGAAACUACCUACAGUGGAGACCUUAGGGUGUGUAAAUGUUGUUUGCUCGGAUAAAACUGGAACAUUGACCAAAAAUGAGAUGACUGUGACAGAAGUUGUGACAUCGGAAUUAUAUCACAUUGAGGUCACUGGAGUAGGAUACAACUCAGAGGGUAAUUUCAAUUUUACAGCACAAGAUCAAAGGGACUAUCUUUGUCAAGAAAAUUCUGUGAAGAGGUUGCUCGAGGUAAGAUUUAUCACAGCAUCAGAAACUUUCCCUAUUUGGACAUUUAGUCUCUGGCAGGAAUUGUCUAUGUUCUUAGCUUGCAUGGUUUGAUUUUUA
This is a messenger RNA of Limulus polyphemus (Atlantic horseshoe crab), 1538 nucleotides long. Its product is annotated as calcium-transporting ATPase type 2C member 1-like. Gene Ontology annotation, cellular component: Golgi membrane; plasma membrane; endoplasmic reticulum. Gene Ontology annotation, molecular function: ATP hydrolysis activity; P-type calcium transporter activity; ATP binding. The record is from RefSeq and is a predicted model, not a curated record. The transcript is spliced from 12 exons. NCBI's taxonomy places the organism in Eukaryota, Metazoa, Arthropoda, Merostomata, Xiphosura, Limulidae. Bases 117 to 1532 code for a protein of 471 amino acids. Gene Ontology annotation, biological process: calcium ion transmembrane transport; manganese ion transport; intracellular calcium ion homeostasis.